GCUGCCCUCUUCCCGCUGGAGCUGCGCCGGGAGCCGCGGAGCCAGCGCAGUUCGCCAGGUAGAGAGAUGCCUGGGCAUCAGCAGCUCUCGGCAGCAUGCUGAGGAGACGUAACCUGCUUACCACGCUCCUGAUCGCCUUGCCAUGGGCUCUUCUCCUAACCUUGUGGCAUCAGUACCCAACCACCCGCUACCUCAGUCUCCUGAGAAAAGAUACAGAUGAGAAUGUGACCUCUAAAGCUCUUGUCAAUGGCACCUCAGCACUGAGGGAGGAAGGCUUCCCAUCAUGCAUUCGGCAGCAGAGCUUGGUGGCAACGCCUAAAGUCAUCCAGAAUUAUGUGUACUCCAGGCCUCCCCCAUGGUCAGACACCUUGCCAACCAUCUUCGUUAUCACUCCUACCUACACCCGGCCAGUGCAAAAAGCCGAGCUGACCCGAUUAGCCAACACCUUCCUACACGUACAGAACCUACACUGGGUGGUGGUGGAGGACUCGCCCCGGAGGACCAACCUGGUAUCCAACCUGCUGGAGAAGGCAGGACUUAACUUCACCCACCUCAAUGUGGAGACCCCCAAGAGUCUGAAGCUGGGCCUGUCCUGGAUCCCAUCSCAUACCCCAAGGGGGACAUUACAGAGGAACCUGGGGCUGCACUGGCUGAGGAACAGCUUCAGCAACUCUGCACCACCAGAAGGGGUAGUGUAUUUUGCAGACGAUGAUAACACCUACAGCCUGGAGCUCUUUGAAGAGAUGCGCUACACAAGGAGAGUGUCAGUCUGGCCAGUGGCUUUCGUUGGUGGCCUGCGUUAUGAAUCCCCAAAAGUGAGCCCUGAAGGGAAGGUGGUGGGCUGGAAAACCGUCUUUGACCCAAACCGACCCUUCGCUAUUGACAUGGCUGGAUUUGCCAUCAGCAUCAAGCUAAUCUUGGAGAAGCCUCAAGCCAGUUUCAAGUUGGAAGGAGUCAAAGGAGGCUACCAAGAAACCAGUUUGCUGAAGGACCUGGUGACUAUGGAUGGGUUGGAGCCGAAAGCAGCCAACUGUACAAAGGUGCUGGUCUGGCACACAAGAACUGAGAGACCUACUUUGGUUAAUGAAGGUAAACGUGGAUUUACAGACCCCAGAGUAGAGGUGUAAGCGGAGAGCCAGCUCCAAGGCACAAGGCACCGUUGGUUCCACGGGUUCAUCAGCAGCCACAACAGCUGUGUACACUGCCUGUUGGAGGAUGAUAAACACCCCAAAUGGGGCCAUGUCCAGCAGCCACCUCUGCCCCAAAGUGUGGUAGCAAACAGGAAGAGAGCUGACGUGGUGCCCUGCAAUCCUACACAUCUUUACCUUUGACUUCAUGCACUGGCUCCUGUUUCCCAUUGGGAAGAGGAGUGCUUCCCUUCCCCCAUGGGCCUUGCCUUCAUUCAUCAAACAGGACAUUUAUUAGACAUGAUCUUUGUUCUCCGUUGUGCCGGUGUACGGGCUGACAGAUGGGCUGGCUGUGGGAUUCCUGAAGAUCUCUAUGGGCAGCUCAUGCAUCUGUAGCGUACAACUGUGUCGGGCUACAAUGAUUCAGGGGCCAGAGUUGCCACAUCUGUCAGUCAGCCUGAGAAUGGGAUGCUCUCAAAGCAGCUCAAAAACAAAGGUAAACUAGGAGAGACUCUCCCUCGGAAGGAUACGUGCAGAUGUCUACAUGGCACAGCCUUUGUUUUGGGGAGAGCAUGUGCGGAAGCACCCCAUUCUCAGUACGGCACCUCAGAACGGUUUGUAGGGACCGAGUAGGGAUCUGGUGCUCACGCCUCCUCAGCUUGUCGCUUCAGCUGGGAAUGGAACUGCCCUAAAUUAUGGUAGUUUUGCAAAAUGCCAUACCAGAUCCGCGGCCCCCACCCCUGCAGCCAUAGCGUACCUCAAAGGCCACGCCUCCAUGUGUCACCGGAGAGACAGGAGAGCAGGAAAAAAAGAUGGGUGGACUUGGAAGGUUUGAUUCUAGCCUGGCGCCCCCUGACAGCAGCGCCAUGAGGCACUUCAGCAGCAUCAGAUCAGAUAUAUAGCAUUGUGUCCUCGAUUCCCACAGACAGGGGCACCUCUCUGGAGCAGAGGUGGGUGAGAAGCGCUCAGAGAAGCGGAACCCUGAGCCUGCGCUCAUCUCCUGUGAGACCAGCAAGGAACUUGGGAUGACACCAACAAGAAACUCUUCUUGAGCACCAUGAAUGACAACUGAAGAAGCAAAUGUGACAGGGCUUUUCAGGUGAACUUGAAAAGGCAUGUUUGGAUGGCCCUGGGAACACCAUCAUCCAGAACAAUUUCCUUUUCCCGUGAUAAAACAGGGGGACGGUGAAGGUAAAGGUGGCCCACAAAGCAGGAGGCAGCAAAUAAGGAUGGGACGAUACACUGGAUUAAAAGCACAAUUGGUUGUAUCAUGUAGAGAGGGGCAGGUGUCGCUCCAGCUUCCAGCUUGAAUGACCCAGAAACCCCUCUAAGCACAUCUGGAAAACCAUCUUCACUCAAGCCAUGAGAAAAAAGGCUUUCGGCUAUUAAAACACAUUGAGAAUUGUUAUAGCUGGAGGAAAGUUAUAAGUAAUUGAACCCAAGAAAAUCUGYGCUGGCAGGAGACUUAUUUAUUUGAUGAUUAAUUUAUACAAUUCUUUUCUGCCUAUUCCUUGAUUUGUUUUGCAUUUUAGCUUAGCUCAUCUAGCAUAUUCAUGAAGAAUAUUUCCCACCAAAUUCUCGCAGGAGAAGAGCAGAACUCUGCGUUCACUGCUGAAUGUUACAUUUUUCACCUUCCCUGGGAUUUCUUUACAAUGGCAUUUUAAGAGGGCAAAAUAAUCAGAAAUGCAGCAAGGAGGUGAGCCCAGCGAGGGAAACUACUAUUCCUUUGUGCAAGGGACAUGGGUGGCACUGGGUUUCCGGCUCCCGAGCAGUUGUAGCAAGGAGAAAAGGUGCAAAGGGCUGCCCUGCUCAGCAGACAGGCCCCACAGGAUCUGGGGAAGCUUCCAAGAGGGCCCUUCAAAGGGUACCUGAGAGGACAGGUUCAUGCACCCUUGUGUGGAAUGAGCAGCAGCACAUCCUGCUACGGGAAGGAGGUUAGAGCACGAGAAGGGGCGUAAGGUGCAACCCCUUAGGGAAGAAAUGGGACCACGGGCAGCAAACAGAGCAAUGGAGGCUGCCCCUAAUUUAUGUGCAGUGGGGCUCAGGCCGGAGAUAAGCACAUCCAGGAGAAAAAGCUACCUGGCCAGACACGUCAGCAUGAAGGAAAACUAAAUGUGCCACGAAAACUGUCUUCUCUGGACCUUAGAAAAUAGUCCUUACUGUUUUUUACAAGGGCUUGGCAUGUGGGAACUGGACAGCAGGAAGGAAGCCUGGCUUCUAUAAAUUAUUUUUUCUUCCUCAUUUGUCAGAGCUUUCUGUCCCAACCUCUGCAUAAGGUAACAGGCUUUGCCCACCCAUCCCUGCCAGCUGUCAGGGUCACUGAUCCCCCCUUCCAAUUCCCACAUUAAAAUAAGACCACAACCUUUUUAGUGAAUUUAAUGAAUGAGCAACAGAGAAGGAAUAAAGGAGUUAUUUAGGAUCUUGCCUUUUCCCCUCUGAGAUAGGUAAGGAUACUGCCUGUAUGAAAAGCAGGGGAGGUGGUGACCGAUGCCUUGACCUUUAAGCCAACUUUAUUUUGAUUUUCAUACAGGUCCUAUGUAGUUUCAGCAUUACCAGUGUAAGUUUGUAGCAAAGGCCUAUUGCCAUUGUAAAGGAUAUCCCCCACCACAUGCUUUUUACGGAUUUCUUCUCUCUGUAUUCCGUUAAGAAAGUGAAAUUGUUAUUCCUAUUUUUUUCCCGCUGGGAACUUGUAUUCCCAUGAGCUGUGCUACACUGCUAGCUCUGUAGUCUGCUCUCAGGGCUAGACCCUUUAACACUAUUUCCAAUCUUGACCCGGCCUGACCCUGGAGGAGCGCAGGACAGGAAACUCUGAGAAGCAAGAAGUUAAUCACUCCUUAAGUUGUGCAGACCCAAAACCUUGUAUGGGCAGUGGGGAUCUACACAACUACUCUUCCAGGCUGGCAGACAUUUCGACAUGUGUUCAGCACAAAUGCUCCUUUGUAGCGCAGAGUCAGGACAGCAAAGACUAUGGCCAGACGAGAUGCUUCAGCUAAGCGCAGAUGAGCAAGAAGUAUCACAAGUUAAGCUGAGCUUGGUGGGAGAGCCCACGAAUGGAGCAGCAGUGAGAACCAUAGGCAUAAGGGUAAGCAAAUACAGGGGUACAGUAGGGAGGGAAGCUGCAGAUCAACACUAAGGUGUUCAAAAUGAAAGAAGGCAUCACAGCUCCUGUUUUUACUAGCACAUAAGUGUCUGAUAUUCAUGUUCUCUCAGUUCCACCCAAUUCACAAACCAAUGAAGACUACUAACAUUUCCUGUUGCAGAAAAUACUACUGAUAAGGGAAAGAGAAGGUCAAGGAAGUAAUUUUUAAUGGUUAUUUAUUUAUAUUGAAUGGUACUAGAACGUUAUUAAAUAUCAUGUAAAUAGUACAACAUGGCACCAUUGUCUGUCUUGCAGUGUAAGUGCUUUUCCAAGAAAACAGUGGACUCUGUAAUGAAGAAUGUUAUCGGUUUUAACUGUGCUCCUUUCAAGGUUAUUCUCCCCACCCUUCCUCUGACCUAAAUACUACACAGGCAAUUUAAGCAAAAACACUUCAGUUCCAUGGCAUGGGAAGAGGUUGCUGGCAUUAUGGAGGUGAAGGAAGGAGGCAGAAGGGAACUGAGUAUUUUGUCUAAACUGCACAGUCCCAUCUCUAGCCACUAUCUAUCAUUCGAGUAACGUGGUGACAAUCCAAGACUACCCUAUAAAAGUGCUGAUCAAAACUCAGAAGUGGGCAGUGGCCAAAACGUAGGGCAUUUCUCCAUCACAAGGGUCUUAAUGAAGUGACAAGCCCUAUGGCUCCAUCACACCAAAACCAGGCUGCUGCUGCUGACAGGGGGCAAAGACUACAUAAUUUCUUCUGGGUAACACCAACCAAAAACAUCCUUUGGUAAAAAAAACAUCCUUUUGGUAAACAUCCACUGAAAGGGUAAGAAAGAAUAGGCUAAGGCAUUACAACGUCUUGUCUUCCUAAUGAACUGCACAGUGUUACCAGUUCUUGCUCCUGCUGGUCCCCAGCAAGCUAUGAUCCACUAGAAAAAGUGCAUGAGCCCUCCCCUGAGCACCAGAUGUCAACGGGAUCAGAGAGAUCCCAUGGCUGGUAUCCCAUGGCUGAUCUCUUGAUCAUUACUGCUCUUUCCAGACAGGCGGAAAAUGGUUAGGCCUAUUUGAUGGGACCUCACUGUGGGCUAAUCCAUGAACCUGGAGAAACUAGGAGACUGAGGUCCUGUUUCUAAUGCUGUCACUAAUGCUGUAUUCUGUCAUUGGACCAACAUACAGGCCAGCGACUAUUUCUAAAUGCCUUUUUUUCUUCUUCUUUUUUUUUUUCCCCAAACUUAUCCCUCAGAAAAACUGAAGCACUUUUAAGAGUCUUUUGAGGAAGCUUUGCAAAGAAUUUAGGAUAUGAGAUGACAGGUGAAAUCUAUGCCUCCUUAUGUCAUAAAUAUCACAUUUGAAAGGUACCAUUUAAGGUGCAAUAUGGGGUAGACAAGCAAAGGCUCUGAGAAAGGCUGAGGAAAAAACUGCAAUGCCUCAAGGUACCUGAAAUCUCCACUCUGCUUGAAAACGCAGUUACACCACAAAAACCAGGGACAGCUCUGCUUGGCGACAGUGGCAGGAGGCCUCUCGAGUGCCUUUGGCAAGGAUUUUCAUUGCUAUCAUCUUCCUUGAUCCUUAAUAGAAACCCUGAGGCUGUGGAGAGCGGCAGGUAGGUAACACUGCCCGACACUGCUUGGCCGCCCUGCUCUCUUC
Messenger RNA from Nothoprocta perdicaria, 5853 nucleotides. Its product is annotated as galactosylgalactosylxylosylprotein 3-beta-glucuronosyltransferase 1-like. Gene Ontology annotation, cellular component: Golgi membrane. Lineage: Eukaryota; Metazoa; Chordata; Aves; Tinamiformes; Tinamidae. Gene Ontology annotation, molecular function: galactosylgalactosylxylosylprotein 3-beta-glucuronosyltransferase activity. The coding region runs from base 96 to 1127 and encodes 343 amino acids. The transcript has 6 exons. The record is from RefSeq and is a predicted model, not a curated record. Gene Ontology annotation, biological process: carbohydrate metabolic process; chondroitin sulfate proteoglycan biosynthetic process.